AUGUUGGACGCGCAAACACGGCGUCCCAGCGUCCAACGCAACGUGGAUUGGAUCGCCUCCUACUUCACCCCGGUCGUUUUGGUCGCAGCUGUGCUGACCUUGUUGCUGUGGAUGCUUCAGGCGGAAGAUAUGGAUGGGGUCACCUUUGCAAUCACCAGGGCGGUGAGUGUCUUGGUGAUCGCUUGCCCAUGCUCCUUCGGCCUAGCAACGCCAACUGCUGUGAUGGUGGCGACCGGUCUAGCUGCCAAGCAUGGCUGUUUGGUCAAGGAUGCCACGGUCUGGGAAAAGGUCUCGGCAUUGAACUGCGCCGUGUUGGACAAAACCGGGACCAUCACCAAAGGACGCCCCGAGGUGGUAGAGGUGGCACUCCUUCCAGGUGCCCAUGCACUUCUUCAGAUGGGUCUGGACGCAGUAAGGGCCGUAGGGCGUCCAGGGGGAGAGGGGACGCUGCUGGGGAAAUUCUUGGACACCCAGGAGGAGAGUGCUGAUGCCUCCGCAGUGAUUGGCUGGCUAUUGCAAGCUGUAGAGACCAAUAGCGAACAUCCCCUGGCAAAGGCCCUCCAAGCGUGGGCACAAGAGGUCCAUGUGGCGCCAAAGUACGCCGAGGCGGAGGACUUUCAGCACCGUCCCGGGCAAGGUGUGAGCUGCAGCAUCCCUGGUGUGGGCAAGGUGACGGCUGGUCGAACGCCAGACUCUUUGGAAACUCAUCAGCAGCUCUGGGUGAAGCGUUUGCAAGACGACGCUUGCGUGGUCGUGGCCCUGUCGCUGGAUGCCGUCGGCCCCUUGGCCCUGCUGGCACUGCGAGACCAACUGCAGGAUGGCGCCAGGGAGGCAGCAGCUGAGCUGCACC
Cladocopium goreaui is the source of this 850-nucleotide messenger RNA. Lineage: Eukaryota; Dinophyceae; Suessiales; Symbiodiniaceae. The record is from the annotation of a GenBank genome assembly.